UUAUUUGGUUGCAUGCAUGUUGCUACAUGCAUAUUUUUAUUGCAUGCAUCUAUCUUGAUUCCCCCAUGCCUAUUUAUUUUCUCUCUGUGCAACUGCAGGGGCGCAUGGAAUAUCUCGUGAAAUGGAAGGGCUGGUCUCAGAAGUAAGUAGGUUAUAUAUACAAUUAUGCAGCCUAGCAAAUACUCAGAAGAUGGUGGUUAUUAUUUAUUUUGCAUUGUAAUAGAAAGAAAAGCUAGAUCCUGUUUUUUUUUAAUUUUAUAUAUCUUGUCCCCCCCUCACUCACAGCUGACACUGUUUCUCAAUCUCUGUGCAUGUCCUGAUAGGUACAGCACCUGGGAACCCGAGGAAAACAUUCUGGAUGCCCGGCUGCUUGCAGCCUUUGAGGAAAGGGAACGAGAAAUGGAGCUAUACGGCCCCAAAAAGCGAGGCCCCAAACCCAAAACCUUCCUGUUAAAGGCACAAGCAAAAGCAAAAGCCAAAACCUAUGAAUUCCGCAGUGACUCUGCCAGGGGGAUCCGGGUGCCAUAUCCUGGUAGAUCACCCCAGGAGCUGGGCUCCACUUCCCGGGCUAGGGAAGGACUGAGGAACAUAGCUCUGCCCGCCCAGGGCAGUCCCAGCACCUUGAGGGGUGAGAGCAUCCGGGACCGGGUUGGGAGAAUGGAAGAGAAACCUGGAGAGAUCCCUAAAAAGAGAGGCCCAAAGCCUAGGAAAGAGCAUUACAAGGACUUGCCAGAGGCUCUGGAUGUCUCCAAGAGGAAAUUAUGUGAGCCAGGGGACAAGAUGGGGGACUACCUCAAAACUCGGAAAAUAGAGGAGGCCGUUCCUGGGGUAGCGAAGUUUGGCUCAGGACACAGUGUGAUCCAGCUAGCCAGGAGGCAGGAGCCUGACCUCUCUGGUGCCAUGUCCAGCCCCAAUAGAGCAGAGGCUGGCAUGAAGCUGGGAGCCUCAGAGACUUACCCACCCAGGGUCACCAAGCACAGGUCAGACUUUUUGGACCCCAAGGGGCAAGAUGGAUUGGACCCUGGCGGCCCUAAGAUCAUGCACAGCUCCGCAAACCAGGGCUCUGUGGGAAGCUUGUACAGAGACAGUGUGGGGACUCAGUCUGGCAGACCCUCCCUCAUUGCCAGAAUCCCUGUCUCCAGGAUUCUGGGGGACCCGGAAGAGGAGUCCUGGAGCCCAUCUCUCAACAACCUGGAGAAAGUGGUGGUGACUGAUGUGACAUCUAACUUUUUGACCGUUACAAUUAAAGAGAGCAGCACGGACCAAGGAUUCUUUAAAGAAAAGCGAUGAGUGUUUGCAGGAUAGAUCCAGAGAGAUAAAGGCUUGGUUAGAGCUUGGUGGGUUUUUUUUCCAGGACAGGACCUAGAAACUGUCUUAAUUCUUUCUGCUUGCAUUCUUUUUUUUUUCUCUAGUUUUCUGUUUCAUUGAAAGAUUAUCUCUAGAGUUAUAUUUUCUAUUAGAUGUAAAUAUGUUAUUUAAGAAAAAAUACCUAUAUAUAUAUAUCUAUAUAUAUAUAUAUAUAUAUAUUUCAACUCUAAGUUGUUUUAUUUAAAUGGAGACUGAACAGUGACUGCUCAGUUGCUCUUAGAAAGGACAAUAAAACUGAGAACUAACGAGUUCAUGUAUCUGUUGCAGGAGCCAGUGUAUAUAAUGAAUGAUGUUUGUAGCUAAUUAUGUUUUGGGGUUUUAUUAAUUAUGAUUUUUUCAUAAGAUGCUCUGGAUGAUGCGUGGGGAAGUUGUAUCCCUUUCAGGGCAAAAUGCCCUGAUUUCUUGAUUGUGAUAUAAGGUGUUGCUUGUACAAUCAAGUGUGCUGUAUCCAGACCUGUCAGUCUGGACAGCUGAAAUAAGCACUUGAAUUUACAGUAUUGUUGGGUUUUGUUUCCAAUUAAAAAAAAAAAAAAAGUUGGUAUAAAAUCAAAAAAAGCAGAAGUCCAUAAAAAGACUAAAAGUUGUUCUAGUGAAGUAUUAACUUGAAUUACCUCUUCUUGCCAAUGAAGAGGAGGUUUGUAUGUUUAAGAUUCCUAAAAGGAGUGAUACUGAAAUGCACUUUAAUAGAAUUGUCAUAGCAGUUAUGGGAGACAGAACUGAGCUGAGAAGCUGUUUUCAUUUUGUCUGUUUGCUUGAUUCUUUCCCCCACCCACUUAAAAAAAAAUCUGUUUACAUUCCUGAAAUGCCAGAAAAGUUUGGGAGGAUAAAGUGUCACUGCCCAUAUUUAGAUGCUCAUGUUAUUAUAGAAAGUGUUGCUUUUUUUCCAGGCCACAGUUCCCUUUGGACUGCUGGGAGACUCCAGAUACAGUGUUCUACAAUAUCCACAUCUCCCCCAACGAAUUCCAGAGUCACUUUUGGGGGUUAGAGAAAAUAAAUAUUCUCCCUGUCUUAUGCCAGUUUCACAAUGGCUGAAAGGAGAUCUACUACUAGGCACAAAGUAGGUGAUGCUGACACAGGUGGCUGUUAGUAUUUGUUCACACCCUUCUCUUUGGAAGGCAUAUGUGAAUGGUUUGGUUUGGUUUUGCUCCAGGCUUAGUGAGCUUUAAUGACUGAACAAAAUGCAGCGGUUUCCAUCCACUAGCGGAGACCAGAAAUCUUUUGCUACCUUGCAGAAAGCGAGGGGGGAUUCUAGAAGUGUUUUUUCUCUCUCUCUGAACUCCAUAUUCCAACUUUACCUAGUUAAGGGAGAGGUUGAUUUUUUUUGAGCCUGUUAUGGGAGAAGGGGAUAGGUGUUGGGGUUGUUUUUUAAGGUGUAACAGGUGCUCUCCACUCCUAACAUAUAUUGGUUUAAGCACCUUUGUUGGUUCAAAAGCACAAAACUGUCCAGCCGCCCUGAAGGGCCUCGGCUAGAGGAGCCUGGCCUUUCCCAUCUUCUCUGAUUGGCUCAGUGAAGGUCUUAAUGCUUCUUAAUGUGGGGACUGCACAUAGGGUGAAAACACAUGGGGCCUGAUGGGAAGAGGAAGGGGCAGGAGUACAAGCAGUAGCCUUUGCUGCUCUUAGGCCCAUUCUGGAUAAUUUUACCUCCUACCUCUUUAGAGCCCUUUCCCUUCCAUCUUGGGGACUUUCGCCUUCAUCCAAUCCAAUAAACAAGGGGACUCUGGUUAAGCUGUACACAGGGAGCUGCUUGUGGGUUUUUUUAAUAUAAUAUUUUGUAAAACCAAGAUUUUCAACUUAGUUUGUACAAAGAACUGAAGCAAGGAAUGUAACAAUAUUGAUGCUGUUUUCAGGUCAAACCUACAUGGGACAUGUCUGUUACCAUGUGUAUGAUAAUGAGGAGUUGUCUACCUGUCCUCCACCCUAUAUACCUGAACCCUGGAAAAUACCUCUCCUUGUUCAAGAGAUCACAAUGCAGCUCCCGCCUCAUUCUAAAAGUCAGGGUGUGAUCUUAAUUUGGCAUUCUUCACUCCAGACCUGUAUAAAUAUAUAUGUGUCUAGAUACGCACAUAUAUACAUAGAUAAAGCUAGACAUACCUGUGUGUAUGUACAUAUCUACAGAUAUAUUGGAUGUGUGUGUGUAUGUGUGUUAUUUAAUUCUAAGACUUGUAAAAACAAAUCUGGCUAAAUCUCAGUCUCAGAAGUGAAGCUUAAAUACGUGUCUUCUGCCAACCGUGAAUGUCUACAUAAUACCUGCUUUUUAUGUGAGUUUAAAUAUAUACUUUGUAAAUAGAAUUGUCUCCUUCUUAUGUCCCCCCUGCAAUCUCCACGUUGCUUGUUUAUAGCUGGCACAUC
Messenger RNA from Emys orbicularis (European pond turtle), 3717 nucleotides. RefSeq names its product chromobox 8 (gene CBX8). Lineage: Eukaryota; Metazoa; Chordata; Testudines; Emydidae. Bases 166 to 1290 code for a protein of 374 amino acids. The record is from RefSeq and is a predicted model, not a curated record. Gene Ontology annotation, molecular function: chromatin binding. Gene Ontology annotation, cellular component: PRC1 complex; chromatin. Gene Ontology annotation, biological process: negative regulation of transcription by RNA polymerase II. The transcript has 3 exons.